GUGUUCUUAUUUAGGCCUGUUUUGGCCAAAUAAUUCAAAUGGAUUACUUUUUUUUGUUUAAAUUCAAUUGUUCACAUUUAUUAUUUUAAAUGGUUUUCAGAAACACUCCUCCUAAAUGCAUUGGACUUGUUAGUAUUAUUUUCUGCCUUUUUGGUGAAUUUUAAAUUCCACACACUUUUCAGGUACGUAUUUCUUCUAUAAAAGGGUGUGGUUCAAAGACGCCAACUAGUAGGAAUAACUUCAACUUCUCACACACAACAUAUUCUUAUGAUCUCCUUCUGUAGAGUCAAUCCAUAUAGAGUUUUGCUUCCGCUUUAAUUUAGCUUCCCGCAAGUGGAAGGCAAGAAUGUUGGGCUCCCAGAAUUAAUCGAGGUGCGCGUAAGCUAGCCCGGACACCAAAGUUAUAAAAACCAAAAGCAUUUAUACUAGCUAGUAGUUCUAAUAAUAAUGGGUGUGGAAGAAGGAGGGGUUCAUCAUCAUGAUUAUACAGAAGAUGGAACAGUGGAUCUCAAAGGGAACCCCGUCCGCAGAUCCAAGAGAGGUGGAUGGAAGGCUUGCUCCUUCGUUGUUGUCUAUGAGAUAGUUGAACGCAUGGCCUUCUAUGGUAUCGCAUCGAAUUUGAUCAUAUACUUGACUGGUAAGCUCCAUCAGGGUACUGUGGCUGCAUCCAACAAUGUCACCAAUUGGGUUGGCACCAUUUGGAUGACCCCAAUCUUGGGGGCCUACGUGGCCGACGCUCACCUCGGUCGCUAUUGGACGUUUGUGAUCGCAUCUGCAAUUUAUCUCUUGGGGAUGUUACUGCUAACAUUAUCAGUAUCACUUCCUGGGCUAAGACCGCCGCAUUGCUCGGACCCCCCAAACUGCAAGAAGGCCUCAACGAUCCAACUAGCCGUGUUUUACGGGGCCCUCUACACCCUAGCCAUGGGGACUGGCGGAACGAAGCCCAACAUUUCCACCAUUGGCGCAGACCAAUUCGAUGACUUUGAGCCCAAAGAAAAAGCCCACAAGCUUUCCUUCUUCAACUGGUGGAUGUUCAGCAUCUACGUUGGGACACUCUCUGCUCAAACAAUCCUUGUCUACAUACAAGACAAUGUAGGCUGGGCCCUGGGCUAUGGGCUUCCAACGGCAGGCCUUGCCGUGUCUAUUUUAAUCUUUUUGGCUGGCUCGCCGCUUUACAGGCACAAGGCUCCCUCUGGGAGCCCAUUUACAAGAAUGGCUAGGGUCAUAGUGGCUGCUCUAAGGAAGUGGAGGGUACCCAUCCCAACUGACCCUAAAGAACUUUAUGAACUUGAUUUGGAAGAGUACAACAAGAAUGGGAAGUUCAGGAUUGAUUCCACACCAACCCUCAGGUUCCUCAACAAAGCUUGUGUUGAAACAGGUCCUACUAGUACUCCAUGGAUGCUAUGCUCAGUCACCCAAGUGGAAGAAACCAAACAAAUGCUAAGAAUGAUUCCAAUGCUGAUGGCCACAUUUGUUCCGAGCACAAUGGCAGCACAAAGCGGGACUCUCUUUGUUAAGCAAGGUACAACCCUUCACAGACACAUUGGAAGAUUUGAAAUCCCUCCAGCUACCUUGACCGGGGUCGAGACCAUCUCCUUUCUUGUUUGUAUUGUGAUUUAUGACCGAAAUUUCGUGAAGAUAAUCAACAGAUGGACAAAAAACCCUAGAGGUAUUACCCUUCUUCAAAGACUGGGAAUUGGAUUAGUUCUUCAUAUCUUUAUUAUGAUGAUCGCAUCCCUAAUCGAGAGGUAUAGACUUAGUGUGGCCAAAAAUCAUGGGAUAGAUGAAACUGGAGGACAAGUGCCCCUAUCCAUAUUUAUUUUGCUCCCUCAAUAUGUGCUCAUGGGGAUAGCUGACACGUUUAUUUCAGUUCCAAAACUUGAAUUUUUUUAUGACCAGGCACCAGAAAUCAUGAAGAGUCUUGGGACAUCCUACUCCAUGACUAGCAUAGGAGUCGGAAACUUCAUUAGUAGCUUUCUUCUUUCCACGAUUGCUCGUAUUACUAAGGAGCAUGGGCACCAUGGGUGGAUUCUCAAUGACCUCAAUGCCUCUCAUAUUGACUAUUACUAUGCGUUUCUUGCGUUACUCAGCUUCUUGAACUUAGGUUUCUUCUUAAUCAUGACAAAAUUCUACGUAUAUAAGGCAGAAGUUUCAGAUUCGAUGGAAGUUCUCAAACAAGAAUUGAAGGGAUCAAGCUUGCCAAGCGAAUAAGUAAAAAUGGUUUUAGUCUAUCGGUUGCUAUGUGAAUUGUUCUAGACUGGGUAUGAUGGUUGCUCAAUACGCGUAUUGUGUGUUGGAAUUGCUACUUGUACUACAAAUGUUCACACUUUCCAGAAUCGAAUAGAAUGAACUAUUGUCUUGUAAAAUGCCCCAGAUUGGGCGAAUGUUUGUUGCUCCUUUGUCAUAACUUGUCCUCUUCACAAUUGAGCUAUUACUUUCAACCCAUAAUCAAUUAGUUUCUGCAAUUGCCAACUCAACUG
Rhododendron vialii is the source of this 2480-nucleotide messenger RNA. RefSeq names its product protein NRT1/ PTR FAMILY 5.2-like. The record is from RefSeq and is a predicted model, not a curated record. Gene Ontology annotation, cellular component: membrane. Bases 448 to 2211 code for a protein of 587 amino acids. The transcript is spliced from 4 exons. Gene Ontology annotation, molecular function: dipeptide transmembrane transporter activity; tripeptide transmembrane transporter activity. NCBI's taxonomy places the organism in Eukaryota, Viridiplantae, Streptophyta, Magnoliopsida, Ericales, Ericaceae. Gene Ontology annotation, biological process: transmembrane transport; dipeptide transport.